This is a messenger RNA of Chilo suppressalis (striped riceborer), 2972 nucleotides long. The record is from the annotation of a GenBank genome assembly. NCBI's taxonomy places the organism in Eukaryota, Metazoa, Arthropoda, Insecta, Lepidoptera, Crambidae.
CGACUGCUGUGGUGCUGAAUUAAAGUCGCAUUGUUCAGUGUAUUGUUGAUAGCGACAGCAUCGAGACACCAAAUGGAAUGAUUCAGAUUGUAGAUAUCGCUCAGGUACAGCGGUGAUUAGGUUAUCACGUGUCUCUUUUAUUUUGCGAGAGUUGCGGUGACCACCUGUGUGUUCUAUAUCAGUACUUCAGACGGCAUCUCAUUUUGUACGUUGUAGAAUUUUAAUCUAUUGUGGAUUAUCCGCAACGAUAUUAAAUUAUCCGUAUUACGAUAGACUUUAGGACGCGAUCCGAUAACCAUUAAGCCGGGGACCAAUCAUCUGUGAUAACAACACAUUUUACGGCCUUUUAUCUUUACUAAACGAAGUAAAAAUAUGCCUAAAGAAACGUAUUCUAAGAAAGACUGUGAAUAGUGAUAAAGAAAAUAGUGAAACAAGACCUAAGUAUAACAAUAUUCUCUGUGAAAGUUGAAGUGCCUAAACGUCAUCGUAAAACAGUGAAACAAAAGUCUUUAUUCAAGUGUAAUUUAUGUGUAUAAAUUUUUGAAGUCAUUUUAAUUAUGAAGGAAAUAGUUUUAGUGAAAAUAUGUGAAUAACUGUAGUGCAAAAUGAUAUGUUUCAGUUCGAGGAAAACAAUUUAACCAAAAAUCAAUUUCGAUUUUGUUACAAAGCCAAAAUAAAACAUGUCUUUCCGAAUUGAUAGCAAAACGAAUGGACUCUCACCUAAAAAGUCCAAGUCUCAAUUGUUUUCGACUAUAGAUUCUCCUAACCAAGAUACUAUACCGGGUAGUGUGAUGGACGGUUUAACCCUCGAUGUGAAUGAGCCAACUUACAAAGUCUACUGGACAAGAUGGGUAAUGUUGGCGUUUUUCGUGAUGUUCUCAGCAUCUAAUUCACUGCAGUGGGUGCAGUACACGAUUAUACAGGACAUUGUGGUGCAGUACUAUGGUGUUAGCAGCAACUUGGUGUCGUGGACUUCGUUGGUGUAUAUGGUGACAUACGUCCCGCUCAUCUUUCCAGCGAGUUGGCUUCUCUCCAGAACGGGUCUUCGGGUGACUACUAUCAUAGGAUCGUUUGGGACCUGCGCAGGGGCAUGGCUGAAAGUCCUCUCAGUGCCGCAGGACAUGUUCUGGCUUGGCUUCAUGGGGCAGACCGUGGUGGCCAUCUCACAAGUCUUCAUACUUAACGUGCCGCCGAGGCUCGCCGCUGUCUGGUUCGGCGCGAACCAGGUGUCUUCUGCUUGCAGUAUAGGCGUAUUUGGAAACCAGCUCGGAGUUGCUCUCGGGUUUCUGUUGCCGCCCAUACUGGUGCGCGCACAGGGAUCAAUUGAACAAAUCGCUGAAGAUUUUCGUCUUAUGUUCUUCUUAGUCGCUGGCUUUACUACUUUACUGUUCGUGCUUAUAUUACUGUUUUUCAAAGCCGCUCCGCCAAGUCCACCCUCAGCAGCCGCCGAUUUCGGAUCAAGCCUCGAUUCCAACUUCUAUCAGUCUCUCAAGAAACUUCUCACGAAUCGCAACUACGUUCUGUUGCUCAUUUCUUACGGCAUCAAUGUGGGUGUAUUCUAUGCGAUUUCUACUCUUCUCAAUCAGCUGGUCCUCACUUAUUAUCCUGGAGCUAACGCAGACGCUGGUCGCAUCGGACUCGUGAUCGUAGUCGCCGGCAUGGUCGGGUCGGUGAUAUGCGGCAUGAUCCUGGACAAGACGCACCGCUUCAAGGAGACCACGCUGGCGGUGUACGCCGCCUCGGUUAUCGGGAUGGUCAUCUUCACCUUCACACUUGAUAGCGGCAUCAUCGGAGUGGUGUAUCUGAGCAGCAUUCUGCUAGGUUUCUUCAUGACCGGCUAUUUGCCAGUCGGCUUCGAGUUCGCAUCAGAGGUGACUUACCCUGAGCCAGAGGGCACUACUUCCGGAAUACUCAAUGCCGCUGUUCAAAUCUUCGGCAUCGUCCUAACUCUUCUAUAUGAGUGGAUGCUGGGCGAGGUUGGCGAUCGCUGGUCCAACUUGACUCUAUGCGCUCUCCUCGCGCUAGGAACAGCCAUUACGGCCGCAAUACGAUCCGAUCUGCGGCGCCAAGCUGCACAGAACAAGGGUUAGGAACUUUAGAACGUUCACCCAAGAAGCCUUCAAAACAAGAAAAAUAGAAAGACACCUUCCUAACAAGAAAAAUUGAAUAAUGGGCAAGUCAUCAUUUAUCGUCUCCUACCUGUUCGACUUUACUAUUUAUUCAAGGAAAAGUGACAUGAAAAAGAAUUGUAGGCGAUUCCUACUUAACUAUUUCCAUAUUUUACCUGUUUGACUUUACUAUCAUUCAAGGAAAAGUAACACAAAUUAAUUGUAGGCGAUUCACAGUAUAAAAUCUAUUUUCAUCUUCUACCUGUUAGACUUUAUUCUUAUUCAAGAAAAAGUGACAUGAAAAAAAUGGAGGCAAUCCAUUUUUAUCUUUUUUCAUUUUCUUUGCCAUCUCCAGCAUCGGAUUUGCGAUACUCAUAUGGUUGCUGAUGUCUUUGGGCAACGGUGUUCGCUUACCAUUAUGUAGCGUAAAGUUCGUAUGCUCUACUUAUAAUAGGUAUUAAGAAAUACUUCUUCCUGUUAGACUUUACUAUUAAUCAAGAAAAAAAGGACAAGUGAGAGAAUUCUAGGCGAUUCAUGCUUAUCUAUUUUCAUCUGGUACGUACCAGUUUGACUUCAGUAUUAUUACCUGUACGUAAUUAGAUCUAAUUAAGGUGAUUCGUAACGCAAAAUUGGACUAAUGUUCAAUACUAAUAUUAUUAUUAUUAAAUCUAUUUAUGGACAAUCGUAACGAAAAAAAUUGACAUAAAUAACAAAUUAAAAGCGUGGGCGAGUAACGCUAAGAAACUUAUUACUUCUAGACAUGUCGUGUACCUAACACUGUAACUGAGUCGGACAAUUACGCUAACUCGCUGAGUGUAUUCCGAAAUAUAAACCAGUACCUACGCUGGCCAGUGGUAAUGACGU